This is a messenger RNA of Phodopus roborovskii (desert hamster), 2297 nucleotides long. It is a transcript of the gene Hunk, whose product is annotated as hormonally up-regulated Neu-associated kinase. Gene Ontology annotation, molecular function: protein serine/threonine kinase activity; ATP binding. The record is from RefSeq and is a predicted model, not a curated record. Gene Ontology annotation, biological process: protein phosphorylation; intracellular signal transduction. Gene Ontology annotation, cellular component: cytoplasm. NCBI's taxonomy places the organism in Eukaryota, Metazoa, Chordata, Mammalia, Rodentia, Cricetidae. Bases 40 to 2184 code for a protein of 714 amino acids. The transcript has 11 exons.
AGGAGGAGCGGCUGCGAGCGCGGGAGCCGAGCAGCAGCGAUGCCGGCAGCGGCGGGGGACGGGCUCCUGGGCGAGCCGGCGGCGCCCGGGGGCGACGGGGGCACGGAGGACGCAGCCAGGCCGGCGGCGGCCUGCGAGGGAAGUUUCCUGCCCGCCUGGGUGAGCGGCGUGUCCCGCGAGCGGCUCCGGGACUUCCAGCAUCACAAGCGCGUGGGCAACUACCUCAUCGGCAGCAGGAAGCUGGGCGAGGGCUCCUUCGCCAAGGUGCGCGAGGGGCUGCACGUGCUGACCGGAGAGAAGGUCGCCAUCAAGGUCAUCGAUAAGAAGAGGGCCAAAAAGGACACCUAUGUCACCAAGAACCUGCGACGAGAGGGCCAGAUCCAGCAGAUGAUCCGCCAUCCCAACAUCACGCAGCUCCUGGACAUCCUAGAGACGGAAAACAGCUACUACCUGGUCAUGGAGCUGUGCCCCGGCGGUAACCUCAUGCACAAGAUCUACGAGAAGAAGCGCCUGGAUGAGUCCGAAGCCCGCAGAUACAUCCGGCAACUCAUCUCUGCGGUGGAGCACCUGCACCGGGCUGGGGUGGUCCACAGAGACUUGAAGAUAGAAAAUUUGCUACUGGAUGAAGACAAUAACAUCAAGCUGAUCGACUUUGGUUUGAGCAACUGUGCCGGGAUCCUGGGUUACUCGGACCCAUUCAGCACACAGUGUGGCAGCCCAGCCUACGCUGCCCCAGAGCUGCUCGCCAGGAAGAAAUACGGCCCCAAAAUCGAUGUCUGGUCGAUAGGUGUGAACAUGUACGCUAUGUUGACCGGGACCCUGCCUUUCACAGUGGAGCCUUUCAGCCUGAGAGCCCUGUACCAGAAGAUGGUGGACAAAGAGAUGAACCCCCUCCCCACCCAGCUCUCCACAGGGGCCAUCAACUUCCUGCGCUCUCUCCUGGAACCAGACCCCGUGAAGAGACCGAAUAUUCAGCAAGCACUGGCAAAUCGCUGGUUAAAUGAGAAUUACACCGGGAAAGUGCCCUGUAAUGUCACCUAUCCCAACAGGAUUUCACUGGAAGACCUGAGCCCCAGUGUGGUGCUGCAUAUGACUGAAAAGCUGGGAUACAAGAACAGCGACGUCAUCAACACGGUGCUCUCCAACCGCGCCUGCCACAUCUUGGCCAUCUACUUCCUGUUAAACAAGAAACUCGAGCGCUAUUUGUCGGGGAAAUGUGACAUCCAAGAUGGCAUCUGCUACAAGACCCAGCUCUACCAGAUAGAGAAGUGCAGAGCCACCAAGGAGCCCUACGAGGCCUCCCUGGACACCUGGACAAGAGACUUUGAAUUCCAUUGUGUGCAGGAUAAAAAGCCCAAAGAACAAGAGAAAAAGGGCGAUUUUCUUCAUCGUCCAUUUUCCAAGAAGUUGGACAAGAGCCUACCCUCUCACAAACAGCCCUCAGCCUCGCUCAUCACGCAGAUCCAGAGCACCAAAGCCCUCCUCAAAGACCGCAAGGCCUCCAAGGCAGGCUUCCCGGACAAAGAUUCCUUCGGCUGCCGCAAUCUUUUCCGCAAAACUUCCGAUUCCAAUUGCGUGGCUUCUUCUUCCAUGGAGUUCAUCCCUGUCCCACCUCCCAGGACACCCAGGAUUGUAAAGAAACUAGAGCCACACCAGCCAGGGCCGGGAAGUGCCAGCACCCUCCCCAAGGAAGAGCCCCUGCUGCUGGAUAUGGUCCGCUCCUUCGAGUCCGUGGAUCGCGAGGACCACAUAGAGCUGCUGUCCCCUUCCCACCACUAUAGGGUCCUGAACUCACCUGUGAGCUUGGCUCGUAGGAAUUCCAGUGAGAGGACACUCUCUCCGGGCCUGCUGUCUGGAAGCACAUCGCCUCUCCAAACUCCACUGCAUUCCACGCUGGUCUCUUUCGGCCACGAAGAUAAGAACAGCUCCCCGAAAGAGGAGGGUGUGUGUUCCCCUCCUCCCGUUCCCAGCAAUGGCCUCACACAGCCUCUGGGGAGCCCCACCUGUGUGAAGAGCAGGGGAAGGUUCCCCAUGAUGGGCAUUGGACAGAUGCUGAGGAAGCGGCACCAGAGCCUGCAGCCUUCCUCAGAGAGGUCCCUGGAGGCCAGCAUGUCCCCAUUGCAGCCCACAGCCCCCUCCAGCCUCUCCUUUGACAUGGCCGAUGGUGUCAAGAGCCAGUGUUAACCUGGGAUGGCGAGAUACUGGGUCUCUGUAAGGACAGCAACGGACAGAGGGCCACACAUACAUCAGGGCAGGAGCAGUCAACCUCACAAGAGAACCCUCGGAUAGCUGAAACU